CUUUUUCUUUUAUUUCAAUUAAACAUAUCAUGUCUCAACCUAUCAAAGUUGGUAUCAUUGGUACAGGUAUUUUCGCCUAUCGUCACUUGAGAGCUUAUCUCACCAAUGGGCAAGACAAAUUCCAAAUUGUGGCCUGUGCUAAUCGGUCUAGAGAAAAAGCUGAAAAAUUCGCCAAAGAGGCUGGUAUUCCCGAGUCUGCUAUCUAUACAGAUCCCAAAGAACUGAUUAAUGAUCCCAAUGUGGAACUAGUGGAUGCUCUGUUACCUGUACAAUUCAACAAAGAAAUAAUUGAUGCUGCUAUUGCUGCUGGUAAACAUAUUUUAUUUGAAAAGCCUAUCGCUGCUAAUUUGAAGGAUGCUAGAGAUAUUGUCUUGGCUGCCCGUCAAACCAAUACAGUGGUUGCUAUAGCUGAAAACUGGUCUUAUCAUCCAAAAGUCCAAGCUGUGGCAGAAUUUAUUCGAAAUGAUGGUAUUGGAAAGAUCAUUAAUUUUACUUAUGAUUCUGCUCGUCCUUAUAAUCCUAAUAGUCCUUAUCAUGGAACACAAUGGCGCCAAAAUCCUCAACAUCCAGGUGGAUAUCUCAGUGAUGGUUGCGUUCAUGAUAUGGCUCAUUUGAUACCAAUCUUGGGUCGAAUUGAUGCUGUUUCUGCCUUUACAACCAAAACUCACAAGAUUCAUGUUGUAGAAGAUACAUUAGCAACAAGUAUUCGAUUAGUCAAUGGUGGGGUUGGUGUGGCUAACUUUACUUUUUGUUCUGCUGGUAUCAAACGUAUGGUUCUUGAAGUUCAUGGUACAAAUGGAACUAUUCGUCUUAUCAAUGACAAUCAAGUGGAAUUGUUUGAUAUACAAGGUAAACCAUUGGAUGUGUUACAAUUCGAUCGACCCGAUGCUUUCGAGGAUGUGGAAGGUGAAUUGGAUAAUAUCUACAAGGCAAUUCGACAAGGUGCUUCACUAGGUGUUACUGUUGAAGAAGGAUAUCAUCAUUUGGCAUUUGUAGUGGCUGCUCUUGAUGCUGCUGAUAAUGAAAGAGUUGCAAAGGUGUCUAUCGUAGAAUAGAAUAGAAAAUUGUAUUACGUGUACGAAUAAAACAAUGUAUUUUAUUUACCAGAUGGUUUCGUGUUCUGAAUCUUCGUCUUCUUCAUUCCAUAUAUGCCAUUGUUCUUCAGAUGUUGAGUCGAGUGGUAUAUGGUCUUGCCAACGGGUAUUACCUCUAUUAUCACGAGUCCAACGACUAAGAGGAGUUUGACGGAGUAAGCUUCUUCCAACUAGUAUAAAAAUAAUAUUAAAGAUAAGAAAAAGAAAAUAUAACAUUUAUUUUACCACAAGUGCCACAACAAAAACACCAAAGUAAACCAGAAACAAAUAUCAUGGAAAUACUAAAAAUGAUAAGUCCUAGUUCUAUGUUACUGACUUUUGCCAUGUGUGGUAUAUUAAAGAUGUAAAGAAGAAAAAAAAAA
This is a messenger RNA of Halteromyces radiatus, 1456 nucleotides long. RefSeq lists its product as uncharacterized. The record is from RefSeq and is a predicted model, not a curated record. The transcript has 7 exons. Gene Ontology annotation, molecular function: nucleotide binding; oxidoreductase activity. Gene Ontology annotation, cellular component: cytoplasm. Gene Ontology annotation, biological process: NADPH regeneration. The coding region runs from base 30 to 1055 and encodes 341 amino acids. NCBI's taxonomy places the organism in Eukaryota, Fungi, Mucoromycota, Mucoromycetes, Mucorales, Cunninghamellaceae.